AUGAGUGAUUCGGAAGAGUGGGGCGGGGAAAAUGAAGCAGAACUGAGCGGAGACGAUGCUUCGGAUUAUGAAGCACGCCCAGAUGAAGCUUCAGAGUCGUACGAGUCGGAGUCUGACUAUUCGGAAUCAGAACCAGGUCCUAGUAAGAAGCGCAAGAGGGAUCGCCCUCCGAAAAGCACAAAGAAGAAAGCUGUUGUCUUCGACAAUCCAGACAUUUCUAAUAUACCUUCUUCGGAAGUUAAAAAAAUUGAAGGCCUCCCAAUUCCUUUGUCGAUCUGGGAUAAGCUAAAAGACCACCAGAAGGACGGUGUCCGCUGGCUUUGGAAACGCGUUGGCCACGGUCAAGGGGCGAUUUUGGGCGAUGAAAUGGGUCUUGGCAAGACUGUUCAAGUUAUUGCGAUUCUAUCCGGCCUAUUUGCCGACAAAACGCUUCACAAUAUCCUGAUUAUUGUCCCUGCUACGCUUCAAAAGCAAUGGGUGCAAGAGUUUCAAAAGUGGAAUACAGCGAUCAAAGUCAAAAUAUUCAACUCUGGAAGAAUCAAACCCAAUCAUGUUUACAUAAGUUCAUAUGAAAAAGUCCGUUCUGAUGCAUCAGGGCUUUUGGACAUUGAUUGGAACAUGGUGAUUUGCGAUGAGGGCCACAGGCUUCGAAAUCCAAAAUGCAUGACAACUCGCAACAUCAAGCGAAUCAAUUCGACCAAGCGGAUCAUCCUAACAGGCUCGCCGAUCAUGAACUCGCUCACAGAACUCUGGUCCCUGGUCGACUUCGUCCAGCCUGGAUUGCUAGGAAAACUAGAGGUUUUCUCAGUAGAACUAGCGGUUCCUAUUCAGCAAGGGAGUUUGGCUGGUGCUAAUCAAAUGCAAAUCGUGACCGGGCUGAAAUGUGCCGAGGAGCUGAGAGCGAUUGUCAAGCCUCUAUUGCUUCGUCGAUUGAAAUCAGACAUCAACCUCGUCAAAGUAGAGAAAUCCGACAACGCGCUGUUCAUAAAGAUGACCGAGGAGCAAGAAGCAGUCUACAGAAGUUAUCUUGGGACUCAACGAGUCAAAGACGCUCUACUAGAGGGCGCUCACUGCUUUGGAAUUCUCGCAAAACUUCGGCAGCUGGUCUCGCAUCCCUAUUUUGUGGGAGAUGCUGAAACGGGGAAAAUUACCGAUGAACAAAUUUCUCGCUCUAUUAAAAACCCGACAGUUAGUGGAAAGAUGCAAGCAUUACUCUCGCUUCUGGGUGGCUGGAGAAAGCAAAAAAGAAAAGUGCUUGUUUUUUGCCAGUGCUUGCCUUCGCUAAAAAUGAUCGUUGGCAUGUGCAAUCGCAACAAUGUCCCAGUUCUGUCAAUCUCCGGCCAGACAGCUGUUGCCACCCGCCAAAUGCUCAUCAAUGAGUUCAACGAUUCGCCAGAAGCAUUUGCGAUGGUGCUGACUUCGCGUGUUGGAGGCGUCGGGCUAAACAUUCAUGGGGCGACUAGAACUGUAAUAUUUGAACCUGAUUGGAAUCCAGGACAGGACGAACAGGCUGCGGCUAGAAUCCAUCGCCCUCAACAAAAAGAAAAUGUCGCGAUCUACCGUCUAAUUACCACUGACAGCAUUGAAGAAUGGAUCUAUCAGCGUCAGAUCUACAAGCACAGCGUGGCCCAGCAUGUUUUAUCCGACAAGCACAACGAUCAGCGCUUAUUCGACAAAGCUUCCAUGGCAUGUUUGCUCUUUGGCAAGGGAGAUACGGCAGAAACGUUGAAAAUGAUCGGCGCGGAUAUCAAGAUUGACAAAAAGAAGAAAAAGACAGAGUUGGAGAAAGCAGCUGAAAAAGUUGCAGAAGCACAAGAAAGCUCGAUUUCAAAGAGCUUGAAAAAGGUCUACAAAAAGUUUCCUCAUCUCAAGCCGAAAAAGACAGAUACGAUUGACGGAGAGAAGAUAGAAGGGCUCCAGAGUUCGUCGAAAAUCGAUGUUGGCGAGAAGAAGGACUACGGGAAGACGGAGGAUUGGGUACUAGCGAGAUUGUUUAAGAAAGCAGGGUGCGUGAUGGACACAGCAGUCGAUCAAGCGGCGAUAAAACAGGGCACUGACUACAAAAGAAUCGACGAAGAAGCCCAAAAAGUAGCUAAAGCCGCGGUGGCCGCCCUUCACAAGAACCUUAGACAGCCGAAAGUCAAGUCGAUCAAAACGAAAGGAUCUUCCUCAUCCCUCCUUCAAAAGAUGCGCCAGCGAAGAACCGUGGAGGAAGAGGUAGAAGCGCCCAUAGCCUUGCCAGAUAAUGUUCUGAAGAAAUCAAAGCUGAAUCCAAACUACAAAUUGGCGAAUAAUCUUCGCAAUUACAUCGAAGAGUUUUGGCGAGGGCCCACGAGUGACGAUUUAAUCGCCAAGUUCGAUGGAAAUGUAAAGGACAAGGCAGUUUUCAAAGCUGUUCUGAAGCAGAUGGCGGUCUUGGAUCCGAAAACCAGGCGGUGGAAACUCAAGCCGCAAUACGAAUCUUAA
This is a messenger RNA of Oikopleura dioica, 2466 nucleotides long. The record is from the annotation of a GenBank genome assembly. Lineage: Eukaryota; Metazoa; Chordata; Appendicularia; Copelata; Oikopleuridae.